Molecule: messenger RNA, 685 nt
Organism: Cucumis melo (muskmelon)
Lineage: Eukaryota; Viridiplantae; Streptophyta; Magnoliopsida; Cucurbitales; Cucurbitaceae
Product: auxin-responsive protein SAUR78
Exons: 1
Coding region: 87-464 (125 amino acids)
Biological process (GO): response to auxin
Source: RefSeq, a predicted model, not a curated record
ACGAAGCUUCCCUUUAUCUUUCCCUCACCUUCUUCUAAUUCUCUCUCAAUUUUCUUCCCCUCUCUCUCUCUCUACAAUUUUCAGCCAUGGUCAAAGCCGGGACUCUCACCAAGCUCAAGUCGGCCAUUAAGAGAUGGCCCUCGAUCACCAAGCUCGGUCGGAGCUCAAGCUCUGUAUCGGUUGCCGCCGUGAGCGAUGGUGGGAAUGUUGGUGAUAACACCAACUCCAAGGAGCUUCGGACAGUCUAUGUUGGUAAGUCACGGCGACCAUAUUUUGUCAGCUUAGAUGUUGUAACGCAUCCUCUAUUUCAAGAGUUGGUUGAUAAGUCAUCAUCGUUUGACGAGGAUGGGGAGUUGGUGGUUUCUUGUGAGGUUGUUAUGUUUGAGCAUUUGUUGUGGAUGUUGGAGAAUGCGGCGACGCAGUUGGGGUCGACGGAGGAACUUGUCGAAUUCUACACUUGUUGACUUGCAAAGAAUUCAACAAAUGAACGACGACGACCGCAACGACGGCAAACGAACAUGCAUAAUACAAAGUCUAAUAAUUUAAUUAAGCUAAGGUGUAAAGAUGUUGGUAGCUAAUGUUUGUUGAGAGAAGUUGGUCGUUGAUGGGAAUGUGUAAUUUUUUUUUUUUUCAUUUUGUGUUAAUUAAUUAAUCAUGAUUAAUUAAACAAUAUAAUUAAAGAUUA